This is a messenger RNA of Erythranthe guttata (spotted monkey flower), 1055 nucleotides long. RefSeq names its product transcription repressor OFP17-like. The record is from RefSeq and is a predicted model, not a curated record. NCBI's taxonomy places the organism in Eukaryota, Viridiplantae, Streptophyta, Magnoliopsida, Lamiales, Phrymaceae. Gene Ontology annotation, biological process: negative regulation of DNA-templated transcription.
AAUUUCGUAUGUAUGGUACACCACUUUCCCUAAUGAGAGACCAUCACUAUUCAAACGUGAAUUCCACACAAAACCCUUUUUACUCAAACCCCUUUAAAUAACAGAAACUGCAAAAACAAAACAGCCAACUACUGUGUGUGUGUGUGUGUAAUUAUCGAAAGAUAUGAUGAUGGCUUUAUCGUCCUUCAAACGCAACGUUUACAAACCAUGCAAGAAAAUACUACACCUCUUCAGAUUCAGGCUCCACAAACCCGUCUUCGUGAAAUCUCUGCACAACGGUCACCGGAAACCUAGAGCCCGGAAAACCAGCACCACUGCCGCCUCCGCCGCGGCAGCCAACAACACCGCCUACGAGGGCCGUUUCCCGAAAAUCCUGUCGGUCCUUCAUUCACUGAGACGGAACAGAGAUCAGACGGACAGGGUUUCGGAGCUCAAGAGUUUCUCCGACGCGCCUUACCACAGAGAACCGUACCCUUCGCCCAUCACGCCAGCGUACAUAAGACUGGGCGUGGGACCCACUAGUAGGAAGGAAGCUCCGGACAACGAGGAGGAGGAGGAGGAUGACGUGGCGGGUGCGUGCAGGAGCUUCGAGAAGCACUUGAUAGAGAUGGUUGUUGAAGAAGGGAAGAUGGGCGAUUUGGUUGACGUUGAAGAGCUUCUUUACUACUGGAAGAAUCUCAAGAGUCCCGUUUUUGCUGAUUUGGUGGGCCGUUUUUACGGUGAGCUGUGCCAAGAUUUGUUUUUUAAUGCAAGUGAGAAUUAUGACGAAACGCCACGUAAAGGACUCCUCAGGUAGAGCUGCUUUAUAUGACAACUCGGUUUUUUUCCUUUUUUUUUUUUUUUAAUGAUUAUGCGUUCAAUGGAAUAAUAAACUACAUACAUGCAGAGCAAAUGCUAUGUAAUUCAUGAAUAGUAGCUGAAAGAAAUGUAAUUGAAGUUUAUGAUUCCAAAUAUUUGUUAAAAAGACUAAUUUUUUUCUCGGGUAUUUACAUACAUUCUACUCGUAGGUCCCUAAUUAGUACACAAUACAUAUAUAUGCUAUACAUAAACUGAAC